CAUCGCAUCAUAGAGCACAACAAUUUCCUUACUUGCGAACCUCGUGUGUGAAUUCAUUUUUGACAAAACAUUGCUAUUUUUAACAGUGAAUAUCUCCCGUUUUCCCCCUUUUCCUUUCCCUGAACUUGAACCAACUCGUUUCGUGACCGGUUAAAGGGAAACAUUUGAGUUCAGAUCACUUUUCCGAGGCUCUGUUUUUGUUGUAAAAACGAUGGCGUACUACGGCCGAGGUGGUGGUGGUGGUGGCGGAGGCUCAUCGCGCGGCCGUGACAGUGGUUGUCCCACAGACGGCCGAAUCUACGUCGGUAAUCUACCUCCUGAUAUCCGUGACAAAGACAUCGAAGACAUCUUCUUCAAGUAUGGUAGAAUCAACAAAAUUGACUUGAAAAACAAGUCUGUUGGACCACCUUUCGCCUUUGUGGAGUUCGAGGAUAAAAGGGAUGCAGAAGAUGCUAUUUACUACAGAAAUGGUUAUGAUUAUGAUGGUUAUCAACUCCGUGUCGAGUGCCCUCGUAAUACUGGCUCCAGGGGCGGCGGCGGCGGGUACAGUGGGGGCGGUGGUGGUGGAGGAGGAGGUGGGGGUGGAGGCGGAGGUGGAAGGAGAGGCGGUCCUCCACCUAGGAGGUCCCAUUUCAGGUGUGUCGUGUCAGGACUCCCCUCCACCGGUAGCUGGCAGGACCUGAAAGACCACAUGCGUGAAGCUGGUGAUGUUUGCUACGCCGACGUUCAUCGAGAUUGCACCGGUGUAGUAGAGUACGUGAGUGAGGAAGACAUGCGCUAUGCCGUCAAGACCUUAGAUGAUUCAAAGUUUCGCUCUCAUGAGGGUGAUCAAUCGUACAUCCGUGUUAAGGCCGACUACAGCCGCUCCAGUCGUUCCCGAAGUCGCUCUCCCAUCAGCAAGCGACACUACAGCCCGAAGCGAAGUCCUCGACGCUCCCACAGUCCAAAGCGUCACUACAAGCGUUCAUACUCUAGGUCCCGAUCUCGCAGUCCCAGUCGCUCCAAAGGGCACUCCCACAGUCGCUCACACUCUCGCUAAAGUGAGGGACGACUGUGGGCCGGGAAUGUCAGGCUGAGCAUAGAUUUAGCUUAUAAUGGAGUGGAAGACUUAUCUUCACUCUUUCCUUCGCAAUUUGCGAAACAACUGGGAAACCAAGGUUGGUUUGACAAAAUAAGUUUUUUGAAGAAAACCAAGAACUUUACCACAUGUAGAACAUUAACCUAGAAGUUUAGAGUAUGAGUGCUUACAAUAAUGCUUAUAGAUGAAGUCUGAAAAAUACAAGGCAUCCAAUUGUCUGCUGUACCCUGGCUAUUGUGCACAAUUUUCUCUUACUUAGAAAAUAUAUUACGUUGUUGAAGAAAUCAGCAGAACUGUGUACGUAAACAUUUGCGCAAACUUUCCAUAAAAGACUUACAGUUGCCCCUCAAGUAGUUGCCAUUUUAUUAUGCUGUAGUGUUUGACUUGACUUUUCAAGAUAUGCCUUUUUUCAUUUUAUUUGAUAUUUCUUUGAUUUGUUACACCCCAUGGUCAUCACUUAUUGUUUUUUUUCACAAAGUUUUUUGUACAAUGCAUAAGUAAGAAUAAAUUAAUAUGGUUGCUGAAAACGUUUUUAAAAUAUUCCUUCAAUAUUCUUAUAAAAAUGGUUUGUUAAAUGUGCCAACAUGUAGAAGCUAACUCACUAGACAAUAAUCACGCACCAUCUGUUUUGAGAAGUAUCUUGUAGACAUUUUUAGUUUAUGAAUAGUUAUUCUCAUCAUGUCAAAGAGGGACCAGUCAUUUAUCUCAAAUUGGUUUGGCUUAAAAAGAUUCACUGCUCCUGGUUCCAGGUUGGGUUGUAAACUUGAGAAAACUGGUUUACAUUGCGUUUUAAACAUGUGUGGUUUUUGGCAUAUUUUCUAGCUGAUAUUUUACCAUAAUAUUUUGUAAGCUUGAGUUGAUUUUUGUUUUUUUAUUGGUUGGUGUUGGAAAUUGUCAAAAAGAAUACAGAAUUGAUAACUUCCCUGUGUGUUUAGUAAAAAUGUUGAUAAUCUGAUAAUUUUAAUAACAGCUGUAAAAAUGCAUGGGCUGCUUUUGAUGAAGUGGUUUAGAGUGGUAAUUUAGGAACACAAUAAUAAAACUGCAGGUAAAGGACUUUCUUAUGUGCACGAGUAUUGAAACAAGAAAUAUUAAACAAUUCCAUUUCAAUUAUGUUUUGCAUUAACCACCUGAAGAAUCUCUUAACCGUAUUGGGCAGGAAAAUCAGCAAAUCCCAUUGAUUUUGUUUAGUAAAUAUCUGCACAUGUAUCUAAUGACCACACGUUGAUUGCAUAAACAGUGCCUUAACCAGCUUUGGGGGAUUUCACAAAGAGUUAAAACUAGCCUUAAGUUUUUAAUAUCUCCUAGGACUAGUCCCAAGUCAGGCCUAACUCACUGUGAAAUCGACCCCAAGGGUUGUUUACCAAGGGGGUCAUUUCUCGCUGUAAACAAAAACAAAACUCCAUAUGGGAACUCACUCAAAGUGUUCGACUCUGAUUAUGAUGAUAUGUCCAUGAGAAAAUGUCAAAAAUCUGCUAUGAGGAUUUGGUAAUAAUCAUCAUAAGCUGCAUGCACUUUUAGAUAUGGUGUGUUUUUAUUGUAAAUAUUCUGACAAACAAUUGAUCUCCAGUUAAGAUAUUUAGUGUAUCUAACAUCUUGUAUUUUUUUCAAUAUUCUCAGUGUCGUAAGGAUGGACAUUCACAAAUUGGGAUUUCUUAGGAUUAUCGUUGGAAUUCAAGGAGUCCACGAAACGGAUUCUUAAGGAUUUUUGUUGUCAUGACGGGAUCAGGAAAAGAUGGCUCAGAAAAAAAAAUGGAGCACCCAAAUUUAGGAUGAGGGAUCCUACGGAGGGAUUUUCGGAUCAGGAUGAAAGGAUCAUGGAUUUGGAUCAGGAUUUGGAUCAGGAACACAGGAUUCCGGAUUUGGAUCAAAGGAUUUGGAUCAAUGGAUUAGGAUCAAAAAGCGUUUUGGACGAAUCGUGGAUGGAUUUGAUGGUAUGAUUGAAAUAAAUGUUUGUUGUGCAUUGUUUGAA
Asterias rubens (European starfish) is the source of this 3047-nucleotide messenger RNA. Its product is annotated as serine/arginine-rich splicing factor 1A-like. The record is from RefSeq and is a predicted model, not a curated record. Gene Ontology annotation, cellular component: ribonucleoprotein complex; cytoplasm; nucleus. The transcript has 4 exons. Gene Ontology annotation, molecular function: mRNA binding. NCBI's taxonomy places the organism in Eukaryota, Metazoa, Echinodermata, Asteroidea, Forcipulatida, Asteriidae. Bases 212 to 1039 code for a protein of 275 amino acids.